Molecule: messenger RNA, 6159 nt
Organism: Myzus persicae (green peach aphid)
Lineage: Eukaryota; Metazoa; Arthropoda; Insecta; Hemiptera; Aphididae
Gene: mud
Product: putative leucine-rich repeat-containing protein DDB_G0290503
Exons: 19
Coding region: 307-6042 (1911 amino acids)
Source: RefSeq, a predicted model, not a curated record
UACUUGUCCAUAGUCCUACUGUCGUAGUCAUAAUACUUAUAUUAUCUAUAUACACAGUAAGUUCUUCGUCGUAAUCGUCGGUCGUCAAAGUGUCGGACAUAAUAUAACGCUUAACAGGUUAACGUAUUUACGUAUUUAUUUUAACGGUCGACGGUCGUACCACAGACUACUCUCGAAGUCUCGUACUCAAAAUACCGAAACCGAAAAGCUGAAAAAUUAUUAUAAACUACCGGCUAUCGAAUUAGUAAUAACGUGCUAAUUUUUCAUUUUUCAAUAUUCAUGUGUCUGAUGUUAUAUUAAAUCAAAAUGGAGAAUUUUGAAAGCACUAUUCUUCGUUGGAUGUGUUUAUUUGAUGAAUUUAAUGACAAUGAAUAUUCAAAUACAAAACAUCUCAUAUCCAGUACAUCAUUUAAACAAUUUGUUGAUGAUGUAUUUUGUUUGAAAUGUUCUUCUGCUUUGAGCACAGAUGAUACAAAAGUUUACAACACUAUAAAAGCAAACUACUGUGAGUUUGAAGUUCAAAACUAUGAAGACUUAUAUAAUGAAGACAAUGCAAUUUAUGCAUGUGUCAUUGUUUUGCUACAUGCAUUAUUAAAAUGUACUAAUGACCAGUACAGAAAUCAGUUGAGUGAGAGAAUGGAUAACGAAGAACAAAUAUUUCUAGCAAAUUUCUUAGAAGCUACACAACCUUCAUUAUUCACUAAACAAAAUAUUUCUGAGGCACUACUGUUAUUAAAAGAUUCUAAGCAUACUUGUAAUAACGUUUCAGAAAUAUGUUCAAAUAACGACACGCCAAUCAAAUCAAAAUCAAUGCGCCGAAGCUAUUUACAAGAAUUUUGUCAGUCACCAAAAUCUCAAUCCUUGAUAAAUCAAGAAAAAGAAAAACUUAUUACCAAACUUACCGAGGACUAUAAAAACGAAUGUGAAGAAAACUACAAGUUAGCUGAAAAUGUUAAAUGCCUGCAAGAUCUUAAUACAAAACUAAGUAAUAAAUUAGAAGACAAAGAUAAAAUAUUACAAAUAUUGAAAGAUGAAAUCAAAGAAUAUUCCAAACCAAACCCAUCUCCAGAAUGUUUAAGAGUAGACAGCGAUUUAAUUAUAAAAAAAUUAAACAGAGAUAAAAUAGAUUUGGAAAUGAAUUGCAAUGAAUUAAAGCAGCAAGUAACAGAACUUGAGAAAAAACACAAAGACCUUAAUGGAAAAUUUGAAAUGAAAACUUUAGAUUAUAAUAACCUUAUUUUAAUGUUUGAAAAUAUUGAAAACGAAAAUAUGUUGUUAAAAUCAAAUUUGAAAUUGUUUGAAGAAACCAUACAAAAAAAAGACACCGAAAUAAUAUCAUUAAAAGAUGAAUUAUGUAAUAAAUCAAUUACAAAUAAUCCAACAAAUAUAAGCGGUCAAGAGAACAAUGCUAUGACUUCAAAUACAUUAUUUAAUGAAUUGAGUUGUUUAAAAUUAGAAGAAAUAACACAUGAUAAAGAAAAGUACAGGCAUAAGUACAAAUCAAUAAAAAAAGACCUAUCAAAUACCAAAAUUCAUGUAGAAGAAUUGAAUGAGAAAAUAGUAACAUUAGAAAAAAAGUUGAAUGACUAUGAAAUUCAUAAGGAUGAACUGAUAGACCAAUUCUCAAACAAAAUAAAAGAACUUCAAGAAUGCCAAAAGAAAAAAAAUAAUUUGGAAUCAAAAAUUAAGCAUCUUAAAGAUACUAUCAAAGACAAUGAAAAUCAUAUUGAAUCACUGUGCUCUAAAUUAAAUAAAAGAGAAAAGGAUAUAGAAAUAUUGUCCCUUGAAAUAGAUUCUGUGAAAAAAUCAAAAACUAUGAUUGAACUAAUUUUAACCAAAACUAAUACAGAAAUUGAAGCUAUACAUGAAGAACAUGAUGAAAAAGUAAAAAAUUUGGAGUCAAUAAUUGAUGACUAUAAAAAUUCAGAAAAAUUAUCUCAUCAAAACUUGAUGGAUUUAGAAAAUAAUAUGAAAAAUGUUCAAGAUAAUUUAGAAAACAAAGAACACAUAAUAAUAUUUUAUGAAGAAAAAAUGGCUGAAAAUUACCAAAUAAUUGGUGUUCAAGAAGAACAAUUGAAAACUAUGUACCAAGAAAAACUUAUGUUGGAAUCCCAUUUAAAAAAUAUAAAAAUUGAAAUUGAAAUACAACAGAAAAAUUUUAGUGAAAAAAAUUGUGAAAUGGAAAACUGUUUGGAAUAUUAUCUUGAUGAAUUGAAAGAUCUCAAGGAUGAAAAAACAAAAAUAGUAGAUAUUUUACAUUCUAAAGAAAAUGAAAUAGAACAACAACUGAAACUGAUUAACAGCCAUAAAGAUAGAAUUGAAACAUUACAAUCAGAACAGUGUAGCCAACAGCUAAUCAUAAAUGAGCUUAAUGAAGUUUUGCGACAAAAAUCUUCUGAAAAUAAUGAUUUAUGCGCGAAAGUACUAGAAUCUACUUUAGAUUUAAAUAAGUUAAAAGAACAACUUGAUGCAUCAUUAGUUGAGAAUAAUAAAAUAAAAACAAACUUAAAAGACUAUGAAUUGAAAAUAAAAUCUAUGAAUGAAGAUUUUCAAUGUCAGAUUAAUGAUAUGAAAAAUGAAUUAGAAAAUCAAAACAAUCAGUGUGUAUUAAGGGUUGAGAAAUUACAAGACACUUUAGAUAAAAAGCAGAAUGAUUUUGACGAACAGCUAAUGACAUGUAGUAAGCUAACAGAAACAAUUUCUCAAUUACAUUUGGAAAAAUAUGAACUCGAAGAAAAAUUAAAAUCAAGUGAUAAAGAUUUAAAUCAAAAACAAAUAGAAUUUGAACAAGCCACUGAAGAAAAUAUUAAAUUGAAAGAAACAGUUGAAUUUUCUGAAAAUCAAUAUAUUGACUUGCAACAACAAUUAAAAGAGUUGAGAAACAUUAUAUUAAAGAAGGAAGAAGACAUAAAAUUAUUUGAAGUUGAGAUAUCAGAAUAUUCAGUUUCUAAAGAAAACUUGCAUAAACAAAUUAUUGAAGUACAACAAAAUUUGAACAACAAACAUAUUGAGUUGGAAAAUCAAAUUCAGUGGUGCAGUGAGCAGAAAGAUACUAUUGUCCAAUUAAAAAACGAAAAAGAAUAUCUUAACAAUAAAAUUAAAAACCUUGACGAUUCUUUAUCUCACAAUGAAUACAAAUUCAAUUUAUGCGAAGGGAAAUUAUAUGAUUGUAGUAACACAAUUAAUGAUUUAGAAAAAAAAUUAAACAUGAUGAAUAAUGAAAAGUCAAUUUUAGAAUUGCAACUAAAUGAAACUAUUUCUAAAUUGACAAAUGCAAAUCAAGAUCUUACUCUAAAACUGGAAAACAAUGAAACAAAUACAUUGGAAAUUGAAGAAAAAUUAAUUCUAGAACAAAAAGAGUUAAAGAAACAAAUAGAAAAGUCAAAUAAACAAAUAAAAACAAUAUCUCUUUUAAAUGCUGAUAAAGAUAGGUUACAAGAAGAAACCGAUAAACUUAAAAAAUGUUUGAAUAUAAAUGAAUGUACUUUGAAAUCAUUGGAGGAAAAAGUUCUUAUUUGUGAAAAACAGUACGAUGAAUUACAAACAUUAAAGACGAAUUUAGUAUCGGAACUUAAUGAAAGCCAGUUGAAAUUAACAAAUUUAUGCCAAGAAUCAAAGGAAGAACUUGAGGAUAUAAAUAUCAAAUACAUAGAAUUACUAGAAAAAUGUAAUAAAAAACAGGUUGAACUUGAUGAAUACAUUAGUAAAUAUAACUGCCAAGUGAAAUUAAUUACUGAUUUAACCUCAGAAAAAGAUAAUUUGAUAAAUAGAAUUGAUGUGCUUGAAAGUACUUUAUUAAAAAAAGAUAAUGACAUUACUGCUAAUCAAGAAAAAUUAAUUGUGUAUGAAGAAAUGAAUGAUAAAAUAAUAACCGAAAAGACUGUAAUGGAAGUGGAAUUAACACAGCGUCUUGAGGAAAUGGAAAACAAUUUAUCUGGUUUACAAGAAAUAGUAAAUUGCAAGAAUUUAGAUUUAGAAACUAGAGAAAUGGAAAAUGAUCAACUUUUAAAGACCAUCUCAAGUUUGACUUCAGAUAAAGAUAAUUUAAUAAAUGAAACAAAAACACUUAAAGACUGUUUAUUGGAAAAAGAAAAAACUUUAACAUUGAAUGAUAUUAAAUUGAUUAAAUUUGAAACAUUAUUGGAAGAACUUCAAAGUCAAAAAAAAUGCUUAGAAGAAGAGCUGAAUGAUACUAGAGAACAACUAGACAACACUCAACACAAAAUGACUCAAAAACUUGAAGUAAGCAAUACAAAACUACAAGAAAUUGAGGAACAGCUAAUUAAUCUGAAAGAGGAAUUGGAUGAACAUAAUAAAUGUUCUAUUGAACAAGUGGAGAAAAUCAAUUCAUUAAUGUGUGAAAAAAAUAAUUUGGUAAAUGAGAUAAAUAAGCUCAAAGAAUGUUUAGUUCAAAAUGAAUUUGAUUUAGGGUUAAAUCAAAAUAAAUUACAGGAUUUUGAUAAACAAAAUAAAGAAAUAGAAUGCCAAAAUAUGUCGUUGAUAAUAGAAUUGAAUGAACUGAAAUGUCAAUUGAAUAACUUACGUCAAGAAUCCACAGAAGAAAUUGAUAAAAUGAGCAAACAAUUAUUGGAAGCUCAAGAACAACUAAGCCAUAAGCAAUCUGAAAUUAAACUGAAGAACGACUCAAUAACAGAUAUUUACCAGAAAAUAAAUUACUUAAAAAAUGUGAAAGUUGAACUUGAAUCAAUGCUAAAGAAUGAAAGAAAAAAUGUUGAAACAUAUUUUGAAACUUGUUUGAAUUCAUUGUAUCAAAUUAAAAACAAACCUAUACUAGAUCAUCAACAUGAUUCAUUAGUAGAAGUUAUAACUUCUGCUGAUACAUUUAUCGAACAAAAUGGUAUUCAAUUGGCACGAGUUGAAAACUGUGAUGAAUACUCAAUUAUUGAAAGGGUGAAAAAAAUAUUUGAAGCCUUGAAAGUGUUUAUAAUCAGUUUAAAAACUCAAGGAAACGAACAAAUAAUGAAUCAUACUAAUAAUGAAUCCAAUGAAGCUUAUACCGAAUUACUUGCUUUAUCAAAAACUCAACAAAAAACCAUUCAACGUUUGGAAACUGAAAUGUCAACAUUGAAAACUGAAUGUGUUUAUAAAAUGACAAAAGUGCAGCAAAAAACUCAAGAGUAUGUAACUUCAGAAUAUGAAAAGAAGUUUGAACGAAAACGAGAACAAAUGAAACAAUUUUGUAAAGAUUUAGAAGCAAAAAUUCAUCAAGAUUUUGAAGCUAAACUGUCGAAAUACAAGGACAAAAUAUCUAAAGAUGAAAUUCACAUCAAAGAACUCGGUCAACAGUUAUGGGAAGUUAGUGAAAAAUAUUUAAGGUUACAACAAAAAGAUAGAAGAGAAUCAACAAUGUCCUUACCAUUUGAAAUGUCCGUGAUUUCUGAAACAACAACCACUCUCCCAAAAUAUAAUUCUUUUACAUUGCCAAAGUCUAACUCAGCCGGUCAAAUGAGGUCACUAGUGGAAGAGACCACUCGUUGUUACCAAGAUAAACGAAAUGUGCCUGCAGGAAUUGGUAAAAAAUUCAGCUUAUCGUCUGGUAAAAUAUUUCCAAAAGAAGAAGAUGAGGAAGGUGAAAUGUUCAACCACUCAUGCCUUUCAGAUCUAAAACAGGGUAGGGUGAGACUCAAUGAUAAUAAAAAACAAUUUAAUGAAAGACUGUCAGAACUACAAGCCCGCAACUCGCUUUGUCCACCACAUUUAAGAAGUUGUUAUGCUGCAGAGACCAAUUUCUUGCCAAAUACCUCAUUAGUUUCAGAAGAAGAUAUUAAGACAACAGCUAAUUAUAGUGAUUAUGAGACUGAAAACCUUAUCCCAAAUGAUCGUACCAAGAAAAAAGAUAGAAAUCAGACAUCUUAUAAGAAACCAGGACCACCAACUCCAAGUAAAAAUGGAGGUCGUGUGUCUUUAUCGAAUAAUCCGAAAAUCACAUUGAAAGAAUCUAAAGAAACCAAUACUAAUAAAAGACGAGCCAGCAGUACUCCAAACAAAUUAUUUGGCUUAUUUAUGAGCAAAAAGAAUUAAAUUUAUAUAGUUUUUCAAGAUUUUGAAUUAUCUAAUAACUGCACGAUUAUUUUUAUGUUUAUAAAAAUUGUAUAUCUUAUUGCAUUUUACUCUAUUAUUAUUUUGUUUUUAAUGUAU